AUGGCGGCGCUGAACCGGGAGCCGAAGGGGAAGAAGGACGACGGGGGUCUGGGCACGGCCGUCGACUUCCUGCUGUCCAACGCCAAGCUGGUGCUGGGAGUGGGCGGCGCCGCCGUGCUGGGCAUCGCCACGCUCGCCGUCAAAAGGAUGUAUGACCGCACCCUGAGCGCGCCCACCAGCCCCACCAAGAUGGAGGCGGGGGGGCAGAGGAGCUGGGAGGAGCCUAGCUGGAUGGGCUCCUCCCCCCGCGUGCUGAACCCGGACAUGAAGGCCAGCGUCAGCCGCUCGCUGCAGACUCUGCCCACCUCGGCCCACUGCUUCGAGCCAGACGCCAUGCGGCGGGCGGUGGGCCGCUCCGGGCUGGGCGCCGGGGGCGGGGCCGACCUGCUGAGGGCCCGGAUGCGUCUGUCGCUUCAGGAGCGUCUGUGGGCAUUCUACCGGGAGAGGGUCAACAUCCCGGGGGAGGAGCAGGCCGCCGCCCGCCGCGCCGCCCUGGACAUCUGCGCCGAGCUGCGCGUCUUCCUGCACGCCAAGCUGCCCGACAUGCCGCUGCGCGAGAUGUACCUGAGCGGCAGUCUCUAUGAUGACCUGCAGGUGGUGACGGCGGACCACGCCCAGCUCAUGGUGCCCAUGGUGCUGGAGAAGAACCUGUGGUCCAUGGUGCCGGGCGAGGACACCAUCAUGAACGUGCCGGGCUUCUGGCUGGUGCGCAGGGAGAACCUGGAGUACUUCCCGCGCGGCAGCAGCUACUGGGACCGCUGCCUGGUGGGGGGGUACCUGUCCCCCAAGGCGGUGCUGGAGGUGUUCGACCGGCUGGUGGCGGGCUCCAUCAACUGGCCGGCCAUCGGCAGCGUGCUGGACUACGUCAUCCGGCCCGUGGUGCCGUCGGAGACGCUGACGCUGGAGGUGCAGUACGAGACGGACCGCCGGCUCUACGUCGACUUCCUGCCGCUGCUGGCGAUGGAGGACGGCGGCGCACUGAUCGCCAAGCCCCACCGGCCGGCCGCCGAGCGCCACCAGAACCUGUGGCGGCAGAGCUUCCGGGCGGCGGAGACGGCCCGGCUGCGGGCGCUGGACCGCGAGGACGGCGGCUGCCGCUGCGCCUGCCUGAAGCUCGCCAAGGCAGGUGUUGCAAGCUGAACGCGGCGCGCCCCCCCCCAGGCCCUCCUGAACGCCAGCCAGCUCACCAACGCCCUCCUGCUGCUCAGCGACACGGAGGGCGACUGGACGCAGGAGGCGCUGGCCGACCGCUUCCUGCAGCUGCUGCGUGCGCUGGUGCGCCACCUGGAGGCCGGGAGGCUGCCCUGCGCCCUCAACCCCAAGGUCAACCUGCUGUGUGAGCUGCUGGAGCCCGAGGUGGACGAGCUGGGCUACACGCUGUACUGCGCCCUGUCGGACCCCGAGGGCUUGCUCAGGACUGCCCUGGACCAGCCCCCCCACCCCUGACCCACUCCCGAGGACCUCUGCUCAAAGCACUAUCUAUAAAUAUAUCUCGUUCUCCAGGAGGCGUCCUACUGGACCAGAGUCCAGUUAGUUCUUUUCUACUGUGUUGUUGAAGUGAUCCGCGGUGUCGAGGGUCACCGGCCAAACAGCGGCUCUCAGUUCCACCGUUGACGUGUGUGUGGUAGAACGGAGCCCCACCGUGUAACCUCAAAGAUGAUACCAGGAGGCUGGUGCACGGGGCUGCGAGGGCUUGAAUUGUGUCUUACCAGGGAAUGUCAUUGUGUAACUGAGUGUGUGUUGAUUAUGCCAAACCUAAAGUAAAUAAAUAGUUGACGUUGAGUGACAGCGGAGACAGUUUAAUGUCAGGUUGCAUGGAUCCCCACCCACGUUGGGCCGUCUUAUUAACGUGGUUUGAUGUCUGCUGCUGACCGGCCUGAUACAGGAUGAAGACUGAAGACCGUCUGCAUGGAGGGUUAGGCUAUCCCAACAGCCGGGGGCAGGUCCGAUCCUUCAGCUCAGUCACUGUUAACCUACAGCUCUGUGCAAAUAUUUAAACUGCUACUGGAUUCUCAAAGUAAAGGACAUAUUGGAAUUGUUCAGUUUUAGAAACAUUUUUCCCCUGAGCCAAUGUGUUCCAUUGUCAAACAAAAGGUGCUGAUAGGAUUUAAGAUCAGAAACCAGUGAAACCUGAGGAUGACUCAGCGGAUCGGACAGGUUGAAGCCUUUCUUAGUUCAUACCAUCAUUAAGUUAUUCUUAAGUCGCCCGUGUAGAUGAUUUAUCAUUUGUUGGGCAAAAAAUGACCAAACCAGGGAGUGUCGUGCUGCUCAACAAUCCUACCGAGCUUCUGUUUAGUCUUCUUUCACCCCAGUCUGUCCUGCAGGUGCAGAGGUUAGGGUUAACCCUUUAGUCUUCCUUCACCCCAGUCUGUCCUGCAGAGGUUAGGGUUAGGGUUAACCCUAACCCUUUAGUCUUCUUUCACCCCAGUCUGUCCUGCAGGGGACCCGGUUAACAGUCGGCCCAUGGUUAAAUGGGUUAGGGUUAGGGUUAACCCUAGGUGCAGG
Messenger RNA from Gadus chalcogrammus (walleye pollock), 2505 nucleotides. It is a transcript of the gene mief1, whose product is annotated as mitochondrial elongation factor 1. Gene Ontology annotation, biological process: mitochondrion organization; positive regulation of mitochondrial fission. The record is from RefSeq and is a predicted model, not a curated record. Lineage: Eukaryota; Metazoa; Chordata; Actinopteri; Gadiformes; Gadidae. Gene Ontology annotation, cellular component: mitochondrial outer membrane.